GUUCGGAACCGCGGCGGCAGCGGCGGAGGCGGGGAUCCCGCGGCUGCGGCGACGGCGGCCGCGGUGAAGCCACGGGUCUGGCUCGGUUCGGUGUGACGGUGGCCGCGGCGGCUGCGGUGGCGGCUACGACCAGGUCGGAGUCCCGAGCUGAGCAUGGUGACAGCCUGUGCCCUCGGCCCCCUCGCCUGGCGCAGCUGGAAGAGCCGCCAGCCUCGGGAGCCGAUGGCCCCCCACGUGAGGGAGUGAGCAACCUGGCCCCGCCCUACGGAUUGAGGGGGGACGCAGCAGCUGAGUGACCUGAGAUCAGGCUGCCGACCCCCUCCCACCAGUUGACGAAUGGUGGAACAAGCAACGAGUGACCCUUGUUAGGGUCGUGAAAUAAUGGUGGGAAGCAAAGUGUGAGCAUCCCAGGUGGUCGCCUGUAACUUCUUGGUGGAAAUCGAAGCCUGAGUCCCCAAGCCCAUCCAUCGGACCCUCCCGGCCCCCCACCCCGGGCUGAUGGGGCCACUGGGGCCCCAAGCAGCCACCUGACCAUCCAGACCCCACCCUGCCAGCCAUGGCUGGCCCUGAGGGCUUCCAAUACCGUGCAUUGUACCCAUUCCGCCGGGAGCGGCCGGAGGACCUGGAGCUACUUCCGGGUGAUGUGCUGGUGGUGAGCAGGGCCGCCCUGCAGGCGCUGGGCGUGGCCGAGGGCAACGAGCGCUGCCCGCAGAGCGUCGGCUGGAUGCCUGGCCUCAAUGAGCGUACCCGGCAACGCGGUGACUUCCCUGGCACCUAUGUGGAGUUCCUGGGGCCCGUGGCCCUGGCCCGGCCUGGCCCUCGCCCACGUGGCCCCCGCCCACUGCCCGCCAGGCCCCGAGACGGGCCCCCUGAGCCAGCUGGGCCUUUCUGCAGCUCAAGCACCACCUGGCCCAUCACUCAGGGAGGCCCCACAGGCCCUGGCUUGCCCCUGCUGUGUGCCAGGGCGUCCCCGCCAAGGGCCAAAGCUGCAUCAAAUGGUGGCUGUGCCGACAGAGAGCGCCUGAACACAAAAGGCCUGACACUCCCUGACCUACCCGAGCAGUUCUCCCCCCCUGAUGUGGCUCCCCCUAUCCUGGUGAAGCUGGUGGAGGCCAUUGAACGGACAGGGCUGGACAGCUACAGGCCUGAGCCACCCACCAUGCGCACAGACUGGUCCCUGAGUGAUGUGGAGCAGUGGGAUGCGGCAGCCCUGUCAGAUGGUGUGAAAAGCUUCCUGCUGGCGCUGCCGGCGCCCCUCGUGACACCCGAGGCCGCGGCCGAGGCACACCGAGCCCUGCGGGAGGCUGCGGGGCCCGUGGGGCCGGCGCUGGAACCCCCGACGCUGCCACUGCACCAUGCGCUCACGCUGCGCUUCCUGCUCCAGCACCUGGGCCGGGUGGCCGGGCGCGCCCCAGCCCCGGGCCCCGCGGUCCGUGCCCUGGGCGCCACCUUCGGGCCGCUGCUGCUGCGCGCGCCACCGCCGCCCUCUCCGCCGCCAGGGGGCGCGCCCGACGGGACCGAGCCCACCCCCGACUUUCCUGCGCUGCUGGUGGAGAAGCUGCUUCAGGAACACCUGGAGGAGCAGGAGGUUGCCCCCCCAGCACUGCCACCAAAACCCCCCAAGACAAAGCCAGCCCCCACAGGCCUGGCCAAUGGGGGCAGCCCACCCUCCCUGCAGGACGCCGAGUGGUACUGGGGUGACAUCUCCAGGGAGGAGGUAAACGAGAAACUGCGGGACACGCCUGACGGCACCUUCCUGGUCCGAGAUGCCUCCAGCAAGAUCCAGGGAGAGUACACGCUGACCCUCAGGAAGGGCGGAAACAACAAGCUGAUCAAGGUCUUCCACCGAGACGGGCACUACGGCUUCUCGGAGCCGCUCACCUUCUGCUCUGUCGUGGACCUCAUCACCCACUACCGCCAUGAGUCACUGGCCCAGUACAACGCCAAGCUGGACACGCGGCUCCUCUACCCGGUGUCCAAGUACCAACAGGACCAGAUCGUCAAGGAGGACAGCGUGGAGGCGGUGGGUGCCCAGCUCAAGGUCUACCACCAGCAGUACCAGGACAAGAGCCGCGAGUACGACCAACUCUACGAGGAGUACACGCGCACCUCCCAGGAACUGCAGAUGAAGCGCACAGCCAUCGAAGCCUUCAAUGAGACCAUCAAGAUCUUUGAAGAGCAGGGCCAGACGCAGGAGAAGUGCAGCAAGGAAUAUCUGGAGCGGUUCCGACGUGAGGGCAAUGAGAAAGAAAUGCAGAGGAUCCUGCUCAACUCGGAGCGGCUCAAGUCUCGCAUUGCUGAGAUCCAUGAGAGCCGCACAAAGCUGGAGCAGGAGCUGCGGGCACAGGCCUCUGACAACCGAGAGAUCGACAAGCGCAUGAACAGCCUCAAGCCAGACCUCAUGCAGUUGCGCAAGAUCCGAGACCAGUACCUUGUGUGGCUCACUCAGAAAGGUGCCCGGCAGAAGAAAAUCAACGAAUGGUUGGGGAUCAAGAACGAGACUGAGGACCAGUACUCACUGAUGGAGGAUGAGGAUGACCUCCCCCACCACGAGGAACGCACAUGGUAUGUAGGCAAGAUCAACCGCACCCAAGCUGAGGAAAUGCUGAGUGGCAAGCGGGACGGUACCUUCCUCAUCCGUGAGAGCAGCCAGCGGGGUUGCUACGCCUGUUCUGUGGUGGUGGACGGCGAUACCAAGCACUGCGUCAUCUACCGCACGGCCACGGGCUUCGGCUUCGCGGAGCCCUACAACCUGUACGGGUCCCUGAAGGAGCUCGUCCUCCACUACCAGCACGCCUCCCUGGUGCAGCACAAUGACGCGCUGACCGUCACGCUCGCUCACCCCGUGCGCGCCCCCGGGCCUGGGCCCCCGCCCGCUGCACGCUGA
This is a messenger RNA of Budorcas taxicolor (takin), 2887 nucleotides long. RefSeq names its product phosphoinositide-3-kinase regulatory subunit 2 (gene PIK3R2). The record is from RefSeq and is a predicted model, not a curated record. Gene Ontology annotation, molecular function: protein binding; 1-phosphatidylinositol-3-kinase regulator activity. Gene Ontology annotation, cellular component: phosphatidylinositol 3-kinase complex. Gene Ontology annotation, biological process: phosphatidylinositol phosphate biosynthetic process; insulin receptor signaling pathway. The coding region runs from base 557 to 2887 and encodes 776 amino acids. Lineage: Eukaryota; Metazoa; Chordata; Mammalia; Artiodactyla; Bovidae. The transcript has 17 exons.